CCCAAACCGUUUCGUCCAAGGUAGGACCAAGACCAAACCAGUGUGCUACUAUCCACCGAGCUCGCCGUUGCUCGGCGGGCGAUUUCCACUGAUCCGGAUCAAUCAAAUAUGGCGAUGUUGAGAGCAUACCGUUGUGGCUCAUACAGAUCAUUGAUGCCUCAAUUCAUGGAAAUGCUGCGUUAUGAUUGUUUAAGGGCAUUUUCAACCUCGUUCAGGGAGGAGAAAGAUACAUUAGGAACGGUGCUCGUUCCUGAUGACAAGUUGUGGGGUGCUCAGACUCAAAGAUCAUUGCAGAACUUUGAAAUUGGUGGCGAGAGUGAGCGAAUGCCUGAGCCGAUUAUUCGGGCUUUUGGGAUCCUUAAAAAAUGUGCUGCAAAGGUGAACAUGGAGUAUGGGCUGGAUCCAUCUAUAGGGAAAGCAAUAAUGCAGGCAGCCCAAGAAGUGGCUGAGGGGAAGUUGAAUGACCAUUUUCCUCUUGUCAUAUGGCAGACAGGCAGUGGGACUCAAAGUAACAUGAAUGCCAAUGAGGUAAUUGCAAAUAGAGCAGCUGAGAUUCUUGGCCACAAACGGGGUGAAAAGUUCGUGCACCCAAAUGAUCAUGUCAACAGAUCACAAUCAUCAAAUGACACAUUUCCGACAGUCAUGCACAUUGCAGCAGGAGUUGAAAUAAAUUCAAGAUUUAUACCAAAAUUAAAGCAAUUGCAUACUUCACUUCAUUCCAAGUCCCUUGAAUUCAAAGACAUUAUUAAGAUUGGACGGACCCACACCCAAGAUGCCACACCUUUAACCCUUGGGCAAGAGUUUAGUGGCUAUUCAACUCAAGUAAAGUAUGGAAUCGAUAGAGUCAUGUGUACACUACCUCGCAUGUAUCAGUAUCUUGCUCAAGGUGGAAUGGCUGUAGGCACAGGAUUGAACACUAAGAAAGGAUUUGAUGUAAAAAUUGCUGCUACGGUAGCUGAGGAGACUAAUCUGCCUUUCAUAACAUCUGAGAACAAGUUUGAAGCUCUGGCUGCACAUGAUGCUUUUGUUGAGACUAGUGGGGCCCUGAAUACAAUUUGUGCUUCUCUUAUGAAGAUUGGAAAUGAUAUAAGACUUUUAGGAAGCGGCCCACGCUGUGGCCUUGGUGAACUUACACUUCCUGAUAAUGAACCAGGCAGCAGUAUCAUGCCUGGAAAGGUCAAUCCAACACAGUGUGAGGCUCUGACUAUGGUCUGUGCUCAGGUUAUGGGAAACCAUGUGGCCAUUACAGUGGGUGGAUCAAAUGGUCAUUUUGAGCUCAAUGUAUACAAGCCGCUGAUUGCUAGCGGCCUCUUACGUUCUCUGCGGUUGUUAGGGGAUGCAUCUGCCUCCUUUGAAAAGAACUGCAUAAGGGGAAUCCAAGCCAAUCAAGAAAGGAUCUCAAAAUUACUACACGAGUCACUGAUGCUUGUUACAUCUUUAAACCCUAAAAUCGGCUAUGAUAAUGCUGCAGCGGUUGCCAAGAAAGCUCACAAGGAGGGAACCACUCUUAAGCAUGCAGCAUUAAACCUAGGGGUGCUCACAAGCGAGGAGUUUGAAAAACUUGUUGUACCCGAGAAGAUGAUCGGCCCAUCUGAUUGAAACAGAAGAGUGGUAACACUCUUAUGAACUCUUCUUUGAAAUCCCAAGAUUAUUUGCAUGAUGGUGGUGGAAAUUGAAAAGCUAAUAAGGCUAUAUUAUCUUCAGCCUCGGAUAAUUAGGAUAAAAGAUUUUGUUUGAGUUGAGUAUUUUCUUCACCAGUGAGCAGUUCCCUGGAUCAAUAACAACAGUCCAUCCCUUACAGUUUUGGUAAUAGGAAGAGCACCAAACCAUAGGAAAUCAUGUUGUGGUAAAUUAAAAUGAAAGAUUGAUUUUUUGAGAAUUGUUUUUCUUUGUUUGUCUAAAUUUUUUUGUAUUUUUUGUAUUUUUUUUGCCUUGGUAGGAUAAAUUGUUGUAUUGUGGAAGACAUGAAAAUUGAAUGGUAGCAAUCAAGACCAUAGUAUUAAAAGAUCUGCAGAAGAGAAAAUGACAUUGAGACUCUGCAAGUAUUGCUCAA
Molecule: messenger RNA, 2053 nt
Organism: Vitis vinifera (wine grape)
Lineage: Eukaryota; Viridiplantae; Streptophyta; Magnoliopsida; Vitales; Vitaceae
Product: fumarate hydratase 1, mitochondrial
Exons: 18
Coding region: 109-1599 (496 amino acids)
Biological process (GO): fumarate metabolic process; tricarboxylic acid cycle; malate metabolic process
Cellular component (GO): mitochondrion; tricarboxylic acid cycle heteromeric enzyme complex
Molecular function (GO): fumarate hydratase activity
Source: RefSeq, a predicted model, not a curated record